Molecule: messenger RNA, 1024 nt
Organism: Paramecium sonneborni
Lineage: Eukaryota; Ciliophora; Oligohymenophorea; Peniculida; Parameciidae
Source: the annotation of a GenBank genome assembly
AUGAUCAUCGAAAAUCAAAGAUGUUUUGGAAAGGAGAUAGUAAAUUAAACAAUGUAUUAAUCAAAGGAAGUAGGAAUGAUAAUGGAAAAACAUAAAAAAGCAUUUUCUAUGAUUCCAAAAGUUUUUGCAAUGAGUGUAGAUGAAAAAGAAAAUAAAAUUUUUUAAAGAGAAUAAGAAAAAAGUUAAAUAGAGAUAGAGGUUGAAAAGAGCAAAGAGUUAAAAAAUCCCUAAAAUGUAGAAUUAUAUUCAGAGGAAAUUUUAAAACACUUGUUGAUUGAGGAAGUAAUGAUUUUUAACAAUGAUAGAAUAAAUACAUAAUAGAUUAAUAUAUGACUGUUGAGUAAUAGCCGGAUAUAAAUAUAAAAAUGAGAGCAAUCUUAGUUGAUUGGUUAGUAGAUGUCCACGCUAAAUUUAAAUUGAAGGAUGAAACUCUUUAUAUAACAAUAUCUUUAAUUGAUAGAUAUUUAUCUUAGGCUUAAGUCACAAGAAUGAGACUAUAAUUAGUGGGUGUGGCAGCCUUAUUUAUAGCUUGUAAAUAUGAAGAAAUAUAUCCACCUGCUUUAAAAGAUUUCGUUUACAUAACAGAUAAUGCAUAUGUUAAAAGUGAUGUCUUAGAAAUGGAAGGUUUAAUUUUGUAAGCUUUGAAUUUUCAUAUCUGCAAUCCUACUGCUUAUUAAUUUUUAUAAAAAUAUUCAGCAGACUUAGAUCCAAAAGAUAAAGCGUUAGCUUAAUAUAUAUUAGAAUUAGCUUUAGUUGAAUAUAAAUUUAUUAUAUAUAAACCAUCUCAAAUUGCUCAAUCUGUUAUAUUUUUAGUUAAAAAGUUUAGGUAAGCUUUUAUAAUAAUAAUCAUAGAACACCUACAUAUAAAACACAUAAUGAAAAUCAAUUAAAGAUUUGUGCUAAAGAAUUAUGUACAUUAUUUUAAACUGCAGAUCUCAGUUCGUUACAAGCAGUUAAAAAGAAAUUUAAUGCCUCUAAGUUUUUUGAAGUUUCAAGAAUUAAAUUAGAUAAAUCAAAUAAAUGA